Cantharellus anzutake is the source of this 478-nucleotide messenger RNA. RefSeq lists its product as uncharacterized. NCBI's taxonomy places the organism in Eukaryota, Fungi, Basidiomycota, Agaricomycetes, Cantharellales, Hydnaceae. The record is from RefSeq and is a predicted model, not a curated record. The transcript is spliced from 3 exons. The annotation marks the transcript as partial.
UAGUGGAAACGGCCGGAAACCAAGCGGUCCCGGCCUGUGAAUUGGCGCGGGCAUUGUGCGACCUGUAAUGUACAACAGAAUACAUGACUAUCCAAAUACACAGUUCAGCGAGAUACAUCAGAUAUCAGGUUGGUGAAAGGGGAGGUGGUGGGUAGACGCGACAGAAGGUAAAACAACUAAAGGAAGUUGAAAGCGCAGCGCAAUAUGAACUUGAGAAAGGAGCUUAGAUGCAGACGACUUGUCAGUCCCGAUGGAGCAGACGCGAAGGCAGCGCUGAGGGAGCAGGCGGAAGGAAACCUUCUGCCAGUGUCACAUGCACGUCAAAAAACACGUGAGGAACGUGAAAAACCCAGGAUAGUGAACACCCGCAAAGUCCCAUCUACGCUGCAACAACGCAGGACCAUGCGGCACCAUUCAGCGCCAAUUACCGUCGAGAUUAGUCGUGUGAAAUAAGAAUAUUAAACCAUGAUAUUUCAUG